Molecule: messenger RNA, 2563 nt
Organism: Hippocampus comes (tiger tail seahorse)
Lineage: Eukaryota; Metazoa; Chordata; Actinopteri; Syngnathiformes; Syngnathidae
Gene: ttc29
Product: tetratricopeptide repeat domain 29
Exons: 12
Coding region: 584-1864 (426 amino acids)
Biological process (GO): cilium movement
Cellular component (GO): sperm flagellum
Molecular function (GO): protein binding
Source: RefSeq, a predicted model, not a curated record
CUCAGUCACGUGCAGAAGACAGUUUACGACAGCGAAAUAGAUUUUCCUCGUUGCUUUGUUUUUGUAAUCAUAUUUACCGGGGCUUUUCUGUAUCGUCUUAAUCUGAGUACAUUUUUUUAAAAAACGGUUAAAAUUUGCAGUCAAACGACAAACAACCGUAAUUAAGUAUUGGGCUCUAAUAUAUGUGGAUAAAAUAAUAGCAAUAUAUGAGUAACAGAAUUUAAUUUUAUUUGAUGGCAGGAGUGAAACAACAAACGGUUUGUUUGUUGUGUGACGUAGUGUACGUCACAGCCUCUAGAGGGCGCUAGCAAGUACAGAGGACUCCAAAAGGUUAACAUACAGACUCGCAUUUGACUGAAAACAGGGCUCCUUGGUGACGUCGUUGCUCCCGAAAAUUCCCAGAGACGCCUAUUGCACGUCGUUGUCGCCAGGGCAAGCAGGGUUGCGCUACUAACACAGGCUACCACAGUUAAGAGAAAAGAAGCAAAAUGUACUAAGUCUGCUUUCAAUCGUAAAGAACGGGUUAUGAGUCCAUUUUACGAAGUCUUGCUCGUCCUCCCUACAGGUUAAGUGACAGUCGAGAAUGGAAGGCAACUCACUACCAGGAGUGUCCUCGAGGAUUAGGAGACAGAAAAGCAAGAAAUCUGGCCAAACAACAGAUAAAUCAGCACGGAGUCUCUCAAAGGAAGAUAUCGCAAAGUUCAUCAACAGUCGGAAGCAGAACAUCUGCGUCGGCCUGCUUGAACAUGGCUUCCACAGGUCCUUCUCUGAGCUCUUUUUGCUGCUGCGCUUGGAUCAGGAGCGCAGGGAGGCGGCAGAGAUCAACUCGGCUCUCAGUCUUCAGACACCGCUGGAGGAGCAGCAUGAUAAAAUAAAGAGCAUCGGUUUGCACUUGAGCCGCGCCGAGCAGGCCCAACGGGACGGUCGCUGGCCAGCGGCGUACGAGCAGCGACUCCAUUUGGGCGCCUACUUCACGGCGGAGUUGGAGGACCUGUGGCUCAGCUUGCACUUCUACCACACGUGCACCGACGCGAAGGAGGACGGAUGCAUGAGGCACGCCACCGAAGGACGGGCCUGCUUGGCCGAGCUCUACCUACAGCAAGGUCAGUUGGACAAAGCGAGGCAGCAGGCCGAGCUGUGCGUGCGAAUGGCCGACGAAGGCGCUUGGCUGGACUCGUCCGGCCGCCCCCUGCCGCGCCGAUCCCGCGAGAGCCUGUGGGCCAUAUACAGCCGCCAGGCGGACGGUUGCAUCAAGGCCGGCGAUCCCGACCAGGCUCUCGAGCUCCUCCAUAGAGGCUACACCACCGCGACUGAAUCUGAAAACAAACACAUUGAAGGGGAAGCCGCCUAUCAGCUUGGACUCGCCUACUAUAGUGUCGGCGACUUUGACACAUCCGAACAGUACCUCAACACCUCCAUGGAAAUCUGCAGCACCACUGAGGAUUUCGACGGCCUGGGAAAAGCCUACAAGGCCGUGGCCAAGUUAUGUGAAAGCAAGGGAAAUAUCAACAACACCAUCCAGCUUUUGGAGACUUUAGUUGACAUGUCCCGGAGCAAGAGCCUACAUCACCACCUGGUCGACGCAUGCCUAUGUCUGGGCAAUGUCUACACCAACAGGAGGCAGUAUGACCGAGCUCGCGAGAGCUUGCUACAAGGUUACAACGUGGCCUGUGACAUUGGGGACGUGACUUUGGUGCAGAAGGCUCAGGUGUCACUGGCCAGUGCUCACACCCGUUGCAUUGUGGAGAAGUACAGUGCGGACGUGGAGUCCACCGCACCGGCCGCCCUGUCACGUCUUCUGGCCUGGAAAGUGUCAAGAGGACUCCAUGAGGCCAGUGACAAUGCUGGAGUGUGCGACUAUUAGGCCUGGUCUACAUGUAGCUGGGCUUUUUUAAAACUGAAAAUUUGUCACUCACUGUGUUGGAAAAAAAUUCGGUCCACAUUGGCUCGUUUGUUUAAAAAAAAAAAAAAAAAACGCAUCCACAUCACCACCUUCGUAUGUGCGUCUUUCAGCACAUUUACAAUGAUGUUUUUCAAGGAUGUCAAGACGACGCUUCAUAAUGCACCACACAUUUCCAAUGGGAGACAGGUCUGGACUGCAGGCGGCCCAGUCUACUACCAGCACUCUUUUUCAAUGAGUCCAUGCUAUUGAAACACAUGCGGAAUGUUGUUUGGCAUUGGCUUGCUGAACUAAGCAGGGGUAUCCAUCAAAAAGACGUUGACUGCAGAAAAUAUCCCGUUUGCAGAAUACCCGCCUACGUGUAGACAAUACCUAAGACACAUCAUGGACUGUAGUACCUUGACUUGUCCCAAGUUACUUGUCGAUUUUUACUUUUCAUAGCAAGUCACGGGUUGCAGGAUUGUAUGGAUGUCUGCAUGUAUGUCGCUACUACUACUUUCGUUUUAAGCAUAUUAUUACAUUCUUGACUCAGUGAAACAUACCCUCCUUUUAAAAAUAUGUAUGUAAUGAAUAACACUUGUUGGUCUGUCAUUGAGAAGCUUGCAGUUGUCAAGUUACUAACUAACAAAGCAAAAUAAAUCUAAGCUAUUAUGAUUAUUAUUA